UCGUAGGACGUUACGUACGCUUCGUGAGUGGUUACGUCAAGUGUUGUUACUGGGUGAUCCUCUGACUGUAGAAAUAAAGGUUUAUUUUUUAAGAUUGAUUUUUGGCAGAGUUUGUCAUAGUGAAUAUUAAAUAGCAAUGAGCCGCAGUGGUUUUGCAGCCACGUUGAGUAGGCUGUUGCUGCAGAACAGACACGGAAGCCGUGUUCUUAAUCAUGUGGGCAGCUUGACAGCACCGAGACCGUUCUGUUCUGAAAGUGACCCACGGAGUCGAGGCAGGAUCAAACAGGCACUGUCUGGGGUUUCCAGUUUUACUCCUCCAGCAAACUCUAGUCAUGACUGGGUUGGUCCUCCUGAUAGAAUGUCAAAUCUCCGACCAAUCAAAUAUCACAUACCUGAAUAUGAAAGUCCAUUGGAGAGUCGACUUAGGAAGCUGAGACAAGAGACUGAGGACUGGAAUCAUCAGUUUUGGACCAAUCAGAAUAUAUCUUUCAGUAAGGAGAAGGAAGGGUUUAUCUACUCGUGCUUGAAAGAAAAAGGCUUGGAACUGAGAGAUGAAGAUGGUAGAAAAAGGACCUUGAGUGCAGAUGAGAUGGCAGAGUUUUACAAAGAGUUUCUGAACAAGAACUACCAAAAACAUUCUGUCUACAACAAGGAAUGGUAUAUGCGUAAUUUUACCAUCACAUUUCUAAUGGGAAGAGUGGCUUUACUGAAGACUUGGAGAAAGCUGGGAUGGAGACAGCAAGACCCUAAAUUAAAAUGAUGGUUAUUGUUAAAUAAAAUAUGUACAGAAGUUUAUCUGUUGCUUUUUUAUCUUUCAUUUCAGUGUGUAAUUGUUUAUUUUAUUACAGACUGGUACUGACAGCUGAUUGCCUCAGCUAUUGAAGGCAAUCGCUUGUCAGGUUUUGAUGAAACUACUGUAUGCUUGGGAUGUUUCUGGUGUAUUGUUCUUAAGGGGCUUUUCAUGCGGGUUUGUAGUCCUCUUAGCUAACCACACCAUGGAUAAUGUUUGAAAAUAGUUUUGUAUAUACUUUUAAUGUUGCUGCAGAAUUUACAGCAUCCAGGCACUAAAACAUAUAUAAACAGACUUUAUCAGGUUUGUACAAAACAGGUGAUGAAUGCCAAUGUAUCCCUGGCAUUAAUGUGAUCAUCCCUUGUAUUGUAUCUCAGUAAUCCACAUCUUCCUAGCACAUAUGAAAAGCCCCUAUUGUUCCUCUAAAAUCCUUUUUAUUUUCUCCUUGCACCCGUCUGUACGGAAGCAUU
This is a messenger RNA of Acipenser ruthenus (sterlet), 1260 nucleotides long. RefSeq names its product cytochrome c oxidase assembly factor 8-like. The transcript is spliced from 5 exons. The record is from RefSeq and is a predicted model, not a curated record. Gene Ontology annotation, cellular component: mitochondrion. Gene Ontology annotation, biological process: intrinsic apoptotic signaling pathway. Lineage: Eukaryota; Metazoa; Chordata; Actinopteri; Acipenseriformes; Acipenseridae. The coding region runs from base 137 to 760 and encodes 207 amino acids.